Thalassophryne amazonica is the source of this 3051-nucleotide messenger RNA. It is a transcript of the gene abcd1, whose product is annotated as ATP-binding cassette, sub-family D (ALD), member 1. Lineage: Eukaryota; Metazoa; Chordata; Actinopteri; Batrachoidiformes; Batrachoididae. Gene Ontology annotation, biological process: long-chain fatty acid import into peroxisome; peroxisome organization; very long-chain fatty acid catabolic process. The transcript is spliced from 17 exons. Gene Ontology annotation, molecular function: ATP binding; long-chain fatty acid transmembrane transporter activity; ATP hydrolysis activity. The record is from RefSeq and is a predicted model, not a curated record. Gene Ontology annotation, cellular component: peroxisomal membrane. The coding region runs from base 350 to 2644 and encodes 764 amino acids.
GGAGUGGGGAAGGAGGGAUGCACUCGGUGUUCGGACGCGGCCCGCGCUCUCGAGGUAAACAUGUUGCUGAACUUUUGGUGCCGCCUGGCGAGUUUCGAACAACAGAAACCGCUUUUUGAAACCCGAUAACCCUGUUUGGAGGGAGUCAGGGGUCCUGUUCCGACUUUGGACGGUGUUCCUUGUCUCGGGAUCUGACUCAAACAUCAUGAUGUCUCUCUGACGACGCUGAAGGCCACAGACUCAGUGGACAGUACCGGAAUCAGACUCAGUUCUUGGACUGUCUCCAGGAGUGUGUUGGCAGCUGUUGUUAUUGGGGCACCUGGUUGGUCCAACCUGUCCGUCUUUCAGGAUGCAGCUGGCCUAUGAGAAGUUGCCUUGUUCACUGAGGCGGAGCUCUCGGGUCAGAAGGUUGGCGGUGCUGCUUCUCACCGCCUAUGCUGUCAAGAAACUUUCACCUUUCAUUUGGAGGAGGAUCCAGAGAAGUGCAAGAAGUAAACAGCUGGGUGGGUCUAAUGUUCCUGGGGGUGUGGCUAAUACGUCCUCAUCGCACACUUUAGUGAAUGAUGGUGUGAAGAAGAAGAAGAGCAGUAGAAGGUCUCCGGCAGUGAACAGGGAGUUUUUCCUCAGACUGUCCCGUCUGCUGAAGCUGUUGUUUCCACGGUUGCUGUGUCCAGAGGUUGGCCUGCUUGCUCUGCACUCCCUCACUCUGAUGUCCAGAACCUUCUUGUCCAUUUACGUGGCAUCACUCGAUGGCAUCAUCGUCAAAUCCAUCGUUCAGAAGGACCCGCAGGCGUUUGUGCUGCAGCUGUCCAAGUGGCUGCUUGUGGCUGUUCCUGCAACUUUCAUCAACAGUGCCAUCAGGUUUCUAGAAGGUCAGCUGACACUGAGAUUCAGGAGCCGAUUGGUCAACUACGCCUACCAGCUCUACUUCAGCAACCAGACAUACUAUCGUGUCAGCAACAUGGACGGCCGCCUGUCCAAUCCAGAUCAGUCUCUCACUGAGGAUAUCGUCAUGUUUUCAGCCUCCAUUGCACGUCUGUACUCCAACUUGACCAAGCCCAUCCUGGAUGUCGUGGUCACCUGCUACACCCUUCUGAGAACCGCACACUCAAAAGGAGCAAAUACCACAUGGCCGUCGGUCAUCGCCGGCCUGCUGGUGGUGCUCACUGCCAAAGUGCUGCGCUCCUGCUCCCCUCGAUUUGGGAAACUUGUAGCUGAAGAGGCGCGGCGGAAAGGAGACCUGAGGUACAUGCACUCCCGCAUCAUCGCCAACUCUGAGGAGAUUGCCUUCUACGGCGGACACAAGGUGGAGAUGGCCCAGUUACAGCGGAGCUACAAGGCUCUGUCUUCACAGAUCCAUCAGAUUCUUCUGAAGCGGCUGUGGUACGUCAUGUUGGAACAGUUCCUCAUGAAGUAUGUGUGGAGCGCCUCCGGUCUGGUGAUGGUUGCAGUGCCUAUCAUCACUGCCACAGGAUACUCCAAAUAUGACUCCGAGGAGGUGAAACAGGCGGCCAUGGUGAUGAAGGAGGAGGAGCUGGUGAGCGAGCGAACACAGACCUUCACCACAGCCAGGAAUCUCCUCAACGCCGCAGCAGACGCUGUGGAGAGGAUUAUGAGCUCCUACAAGGAGGUGACAGAGUUAACUGGUUAUACAUCAAGGGUUUCUGAGAUGCUCAAUGUGUUUGAAGACGUGAGGGACGGACUCUACCGUCGCUCCACAGAAACGGAGGACGCAGGAGGAGCAGGAGAGGGAGCUGUGAUCCAACAUGGUCAGAGAGUUUGUGGUCAUGUGUCUAGCCGAGGUCAGGUGAUCAGUGUGGAGAAAGGGAUUCGCUGCGAACAACUGCCAAUCAUCACACCUACAGGAGAUGUGGUGGUGUCCAGCCUCAACAUCCAGGUGGAUGAAGGGAUGAAUGUGCUGAUCACGGGUCCUAACGGCUGUGGGAAGAGUUCCCUGUUCAGGAUCCUCAGUGGACUGUGGCCCGUUUAUUCAGGGGUUCUGUACCGGCCGGAGCUCCAGCACAUGUUCUACAUACCACAGAGGCCGUACAUGUCAGAGGGCACCCUGAGGGAUCAGGUGAUCUACCCGGACUCUGUGGAGGACAUGGUCCAGAGAGGACUCACCGACGCUGACCUGGAGGAGAUCCUCCGCACAGUGCACCUCCUCUACAUCCUCGACCGAGAGGGAGGCUGGGACGCGGUCAGUGAUUGGAAGGAUGUUUUGUCUGGAGGAGAGAAGCAGAGGAUGGGGAUGGCUCGCAUGUUUUACCACCGGCCCAGGUACGCUCUGCUGGACGAGUGCACCAGCGCCGUCAGCAUCGACGUGGAGGGCAGCAUCUUCCAGGCUGCAAAGGAUGCUGGGAUAGCCCUGCUCUCUAUCACCCACAGACCUUCUCUCUGGAAGUACCACUCUCACCUCCUGCAGUUCGAUGGAGAAGGAGGUUGGCGUUUUGAGCCUCUUGAUGCUUCCACUCGUCUCUCUCUGCAGGAGGAGAAACAGCGUUUGGAGAAUCAGCUCUCUGGGAUUCCUAAAGUGCAGCGGCGGCUGUCGGAGCUGCGCCUGCUCCUCGGAGAGCGAGGCGGGGAGGAGCGGGAGGAGGAGGAGGUGGUGCGGGAGGAGCACUCCUCUGAGUUUGAACGUUGAGCUCUUUGCAGUUUUUUUCUUUUUAACACACUGAAUAUCUUUUUUUUUCACCUUCUGUUUUUAGCUGUACGCGUCAGAAUCCACGUUUCCUGUGUGCUGCAAAACUACUGUGAAGAAAAUUUACACAAACGUUUAAAAAUCCUUCAGUUCUUCUCGGACUGAUUCUGUCAUCAAUCACACGUGAAGAUUUUCUGAAAUUAAAAUGUUGGAGCCUUUUUUUUUUUUCUUUUUUUUUUUUUUUUUGCUAAUAUUUGGACAAAUUCUGAUUAAAAUUGAUUAAGAUUGUAAUUCACUCAGAUGUACAUUCUUGUUUUUUUUUUUUGUUUGUUUGUUUUUCAGGCUCGACCCAUAUUUAGAGACUUUUUUAAACAUUUGUCACCACCUCUUUUGCUAUGUCAAGUUUACUU